Symbiodinium sp. CCMP2592 is the source of this 3084-nucleotide messenger RNA. Lineage: Eukaryota; Dinophyceae; Suessiales; Symbiodiniaceae. The record is from the annotation of a GenBank genome assembly.
AUGAUGGACGGCAGUCCCUCCGUACAGCUGGAGUGCGAAGAUACUCUGACAUCAGAAGAGCAGCAAUGCUGCGAGGAGAACGUCCUCAACAUCUUCCAGCACGCUUUGCUGCACACCAAGACGCAGGAGCUGCACUAUGCCGCGCCGGAGAAGAUUUCCGGACUUCGCUUGGUGCAGGGUCCCCCCACGCCAAUAAUUUCGUGCUCUCUCCAGGAGGAAAUCUCCCUGCAGCGCGAGCGCCACGUCAACUGGCUGCCUCCCGGCUCGAGCUUGUUUCGCCAACAACCGCCGUGGUUCGUCUUCUGGAUUUCCCAUGCGCUGGAGAUCUUGGACGACUUUAGCGAGACUCUUUGGUCGCCUCAGGUCUUGAUCCAAGAGUUCGUCGCAGGGGCUAUCGCUGUCGCUUCCAUGCUUCACCUUCUCACAGACGAGCUGCUCGAGGGAGUGCCGGAGUACAUUCGCAGGUGUCAGACCUGGGAAGGUGGCAUUGCUGGCGAAGAGGGCUUGGAGGCACACGGUGGCUACUCCUAUUGUGGGCUGGCGGCACUCUGCAUAGCAGGCAGAGCUGAUGCGCUGGACCUCCAUGCGUUCCUCAAAUGGGCUGUGUACAAGCAGAUGACCCGCGAGGGUGGGUUCCAAGGGCGCGCCAACAAGCUUGUGGAUUCCUGCUACUCCUUCUGGCAGGGUGCCAUCUUCCCCCUCUUGCACGAAGCCUUCCGGCAGCGAGGCGAAGAAGUUGCUCUGCCGAAAGAUCACUGCUGGUUUGCUCCGCAGCCGUUGCAGACCUAUAUCCUCCUAGCAUGUCAGCAUCCGAACGGCGGACUUCGGGACAAGCCUGGUAAGUCUGCAGACUUCUACCAUACCUGCUAUGCGCUCAGCGGCAUGGCGGUGAGUCAAUAUGACGUACAAGGUGGAACGGCUGUCUUUGGCGACCGGCGCAAUCUUCUGGAGCGGACGGACAUCUACUACAAUGUCGCGGUGGAGAAGGCAGACCGGAAGUGCGCAUACUUCAACUCCUUGCCGCCACUUUCGGUUGAUGGACGGACCGUUCACGGUCGCGAAGGUUCGGGUGCUGUGUCCUGGCGCCAGCACAUCCGAACAAUCGACCGUCAGGCAGAGCAGGUAGACGACCGACAAGCUGCAAGCUCCGCAACCUACACUGCGAGGAAAGGUGGUUAUGCAGGGGGACACUCUGUACCGCGCAGACUGCAAGGCAUGGCACUUUGGGAAAUAGUCGGUGGCAGCGAGACAGGCGGCAUCGUGGUGCGUCAAGGACGAGAGCUGAAGUCAACACAGGAGCCCGAACGGCUGGCGACGAAGUCGCUUGUGGAGGAGUUGGAGCUCGUUGCAGAACGUCUGCACUACCGCCUUCAGAGUGGCCGUGGACCUCAAGAAGGAUGGAUCAGCAUUCGAAUUUCCGGCAAGGAGCUGGCUGUACGCCGUGACGAAGCCGGUCCGACAAAUGGAGCACCGCCAAAGUGGGUGGAGGAGUCAGCUGAGAAGAUGCGCGCUUUCCGCGAAGGUCGGAAGAUGCUGCCGCCUCCAGUUGAGACACCUGAAAGGCUCCUGCAUGAGGUCCAGCCGAAAGACAUGCUCCCGCCUUUCAAGCGAUUGAGCCCCAAAGAGAUGGCAGAGAUGUCAGUGAAGAGCUUGCCAGGCCAUUUCUCCGGCUUGCAGUUCCCGCACAAUGUGGAGGGGCUGAAGUCUUGUGGGCCGUCGUGGUACACCCAAGCCUUUCAUAAGUUUGGGACUCUGCCCUCGGACAACAGCGUGGUGAAGGUCUUGCAUGUGGAGCAGCUUCCGCACUCGGGCUUCGAUGCCGCUGGCGGUGCCGGUCACAAGGCGUUGAUUGAGCUGCAGUAUGCCAAGCCAGACCCCAAUCUGCACACAAAGCUCUUUGCCAAAUACCCGUGGGACUACUUCGAGUCAGAGACCGGGAAGCGAUAUCGGAUGCAGAUGUCUGCGUAUCAAGACAUGGAUUCUGCUGAGCUGCUCACUUCCAUCUGCUGUGAGCACCUGUUCCCUUUUCGGAUACCGAAGCUAUACUUUGCCGACAUCAACCGCGAAACCACGAACUAUGUCCUGAUUGUGGAGCGCAUUCCCUUCGGGAGACGUGGGAAGGUGGUGAAAGGAAAAGUGACGGAGAAGAUCGAGAGAAAACCUUUCGAGAUCUUGCCUGUGUGUGGCAAAUACCAGGACUAUUUGCUGGAGGAUGCGCCGAGCAUCUAUUAUGCGCUUUUCCGUGAGAUGGCUCAUUUGGCAGCUUGGGACCAUCAAGGCCGCUACGAUUCGUUUUUGGGGCCGAUGCAAAAAUACACGGAGCAGGAGUACUUGGACCAAGUGAUUCGAGUUCGAAAACCGCAGAAGCAGAAGAAGUUUGAGGUGCUGCAAGGUGGCUGUCGGUCCAUGAUCGAGAAGGGGAUCGAUUUUGCGCUGAACGUUGCCUCGCAAAUUUUUACGGCCUCAGGCCGAGACAAGGCAAAGCUGGAGAAAAUGAAGAAGGAGAUCGUGGAAAUAGCGCCGUACUUUGAUGACAUCAGGUCAUACAUGAGCAACUCGAGCGACUGGACGGCGGCCAUGCACAUGAACCUCCAAGCGGACAAUGCUUGGUUCUGGCAUGAUGAGAUGGGCGAUCUUGAUAUUGGAGUUUUUGAUUGGUGCGGUUUCCAGCGUGCUCCGUUCGUGAUGAAUUUCAUGGGAUGUCUGAGUGGAGCCGAUGCAGACCUGCUCGAUGCCCACGAAGAGGGUUUGAUGAAGAUGUUCUGUGCAGAGUAUGAGAGGUAUGGUGGUCCACAUUUGGAGCCCUCCGAGAUGCUCCUGAAGUACCACUUGCAGUGGCCUUCCUUCGCUAUGGAUGCUUGCCAAUGGGUGGACAGAGACAUCUACGUCCAGUGCCCUCGGGAGGAGUGGAGCACCAUAAAGUCGAUGCUCGAUGACAAGUUCGUUGAUCGCUGGAAUGUCAGAUGCCGCGGAACUACUUUGGUGAAUGCUUUCGAGUUCUGGCACCGAAGAAAUUUUAGCAAGAUCUUCAACGAUUGGAUCUCCGGACCUGGCAAAGACUACCGGUCUGUCUACAGCGCCUAA